Chaetura pelagica (chimney swift) is the source of this 408-nucleotide messenger RNA. RefSeq names its product EF-hand calcium binding domain 9 (gene EFCAB9). Bases 1 to 408 code for a protein of 135 amino acids. Gene Ontology annotation, cellular component: cytoplasm; sperm principal piece. The transcript has 4 exons. Gene Ontology annotation, molecular function: calcium ion sensor activity. Lineage: Eukaryota; Metazoa; Chordata; Aves; Apodiformes; Apodidae. The record is from RefSeq and is a predicted model, not a curated record. Gene Ontology annotation, biological process: flagellated sperm motility.
AUGAAACUGAAAUCUGGAUGUUUUCUGCAGCAUCUGCCUUUAGAUGAAGUGCACUGCUUGUGGUCAGGAAGAAAUGCUGUGGCACUGGCAGAGAAUUUCCAGCUCCUGGAUGUUAAUAGAAAGAAACACCUGAACAAUCUGCAGUUUUACUGCUUUCUCCAUUAUGUGACUGACCUCAAUAAGGACCAGACCAUGCUGCUGUUUGACUUGAACCAUCUUGAAAAGAAGCUCAUCCACCAGCACGUGGGACCUGCCUUUCCACUGCUGGAUGUAGAAGGGGAUAAUAUGACUAAGUUCAAUGAGUUUGAAGCCACAAGGUUUCUCUUCAAAAUCCAGAAAGAACUUAAAAUUAUAUUAAAGGACUUUCAUAUUUCCAGAGAUGAGGAGCAAGUCUUUGGUGACUUCUAA